This is a messenger RNA of Penicillium canariense, 3708 nucleotides long. RefSeq names its product WW domain protein. Bases 1 to 3708 code for a protein of 1235 amino acids. Lineage: Eukaryota; Fungi; Ascomycota; Eurotiomycetes; Eurotiales; Aspergillaceae. The transcript has 3 exons. Gene Ontology annotation, cellular component: membrane. Gene Ontology annotation, molecular function: protein binding. The record is from RefSeq and is a predicted model, not a curated record.
AUGAAUCCAGGCGAGAGCCGUGGCAUCCAUCCGGACGGCGAGCUGUUCCUCACCUCCAACCCCAACCCCCACUCCAACUCCUCCGGCAGGCCCGAGGAAAAUGCUCAUACCAUCGAGCCUCUGCGCAUCAGCAAGAGGGACUCAGCCAGCCCGCAGUCGGCCUCCAGCCCGUCCACUAUCCCCCUCCCCUACCCCGAUGACCGCCCACGCCCGCAGAUACGCUCCUCCAGUUUCAAUGAUGCUCGCCCCGCGGACAGCUCGAGAUACGGCUCGCCACCACCGACUGGUUCCGGUUCGGGCUCGGGCUCUGUGAGCCCCGCGGAUUAUCCCCCCGCGCUGCGCCCGCGAGAUGGCCGGGAGCCGAGAGUUGCGACCCUCGCGGAGCGCCGCGGGACUGCGCCCAAACCGCUGCCUGAAUCGCCGGGCCCUGAUGCGCCCGACCGUGAUGUGCUGGCUGCGAGGACGUACCCGCGUCCGCCGCCUGUCUCGCCGCCACCGCCGGGGAUGGGGGAGCAGCAGUACGAUUACCGGCAGCAGUACUACCCGCCGCCGGCGAGCUCGGCGGCCCGGCCCUCGUCGACUCUCCAGCCUCCGCGGUCGUCCUCAUCCGCCGGUAUCAAUCGCAUCAGCUCGACGGCGUCAACUUCGACAACCCGUGCCCAGCGUGGAUCUCCACCGCCGCCGGAAACGCCUAUCGUGGGGCCGGGACAACAGCCUGGCUCGGAUAUCGAGGCCCGGUAUGCGGCGGCCGGCAUCGCGGGCACGGGCACGCUGGCUGGACUUCGGUCACAGAGCUCUGCUGCCCAAAGACGCGCAGAGCAGUACACGGGCCAGCAGCCUACCUGCCAGCAGCAGGAGUCGCAGCGGCCCUGGACCCCUACCGAGCAGCCGGGCUCCCAGCCCCAUGGUCCGCCUACCGUGUACCAGGGCGCGGAGGUACUGAGCGGCGGCCAGCCAGCUCCCAUUCAUCCUGGCCAAUUUAGCAGCCAUCCGCCCCAGGUUCAACAGGCGCAAGCAGUGCCCCUGGACCAGCAACAAUCGAGAAUCCCGGCUAAUGCUCUGGAGCAAGACAUGGAUCGCAUGCGGAUCAAUGAGGAGCCUCCACCUGCCUAUUCAAGUGUCCCGGGUGCGCCUGCUUCCAAUGGCUACCCGAACGAGAAGCCUGGUCCGAGUGCUGGUGCUGGUGCGGGUGCUGGUGCUGGUGCUGGUGUGGGUGCAGGUGCGGGUGCUGGCGGUGCUGCGGCGGCGGCGACGGUAGCUGCAGGAGCUGCUGCUGCCGCUGUAGCUGGCCACCCAGCAACAGUCAAUCAGCCUCAUCCUGCCUUAGCAUCGGCACCUUCUCCCACGCCCACGGCUUCGACUGAGGGCCAUCCUGCCUUUGCGAAUGACCCACGGCAACAGUCUAAUGCUGGGCAAUCGCCUCAGAGUGCUGUUGCUAAUGGACAGCUUCAAUAUCAGCAGCAGCAGCCGCAGCCGCAGCAGUAUCCGGCACAGGUUGGCUCUCCCGCCCCUUCUGGGCCUCCCCCAGCAUCUCCUCCGCCACUACCAGAAGGCUGGAUUGCGCACCUGGAUUCCAGCUCCGGCCAGUACUACUAUAUCCAUCUGCCCACACAAUCGACUCAGUGGGAAUUCCCGAAGGGUCCCACGCCCCUCAACUUGAACGAAACGCCCCUUUCUCCUGUCGGAAGUGUAUAUAGCAGCCACCCUCUCACAUCCCCCGGCCUAUCAGCCUUUGGCAAGCCCAUGGCAUCCCCCGGUGUGCCGCUGACACCAGGCUUUGAGAGCCUGCAGUCACCCAUGACCGGAUUCUCCGGCCCGCCUCCCAGCAGCGGCAUGGAUCUCUACAAGACCGCCCCCACCAAUGGCGUCUACUUCGGCCCGUACCUUCGAUACACGAACAUGGACCUCGAGCGCCGUCUCUGGCUAGGCUCCAUUCUCCUUGUCACCGACGCCUCCCAACCACCCACAAUCCACAUCCACCAAAGCGUCGAUCUAUCGCCGAACCCGCGGCAGCUCAAAGCCAUCAAUAUCGCCGUCCACCAACGCUGGACCUUCUAUAAGUACGAAGUUGACCUGCAGAUGGACGACGCUGGCCCCGCGAAGUGGACAUACGCAAUCACCUCUCACCUCGGCUGCACUCGCUACGAGUUCCUCGUCGCCGGCCGCCACGAGACAAACUGGCGCUUCAUCGCAACAUCCGGCAACGAUUUUUCACUCAAUGUGAACGCGAACGAGCGCGCUCGCCUCGGGGGCGUCGGCUUUAUGUGGAAAGAUAUCAUGCAGAAGCAUAAUGAGAUCGGCGGCUUCCAUACGCAGCUGUGUCUGGGCGGACAGAUUUAUGCCGAUCGUAUGUGGAAGGAGAUACCGUGCUUAAAGCAGUGGCUUGCGAUUAGUGGGAAGGAGGCAAGGAAGAAUGCGCCUUGGACUGCGGCUAAUCAGCAAGAUGUCUCGCAUGCGUAUUUCCAUUACUAUACUAGCCAUUUUGACCAGCCGCAUUUGAGGGAGAGCUUUGCGCAGAUUCCGUAUAUCUGCCAAAUUGAUGAUCAUGAUAUCUUUGACGGCUUCGGUUCGUACCCCGAGCACAUGCAGUUUUCCAAUAUGUUCAAGAACAUCGGCCGCAUCGGCAUCGAAAUGUACCUGCUCUUCCAGCACCACACAACCCUCGACAUCCUCCGCAACGUCAACAACGAUACUGACCUCUUCACUAUCACCGGCACCGGUUGGCAUUUCGUCAAAUACCUCGGCCCUGGCGUCGUCGUUGUCGGGCCUGACUGUCGCUCAGAGCGUAACCCGCACCAAGUCAUGGCUGGUCCCACGUACCAGGGCCUCUUCCCCAAGAUCGCCAUGCUGCCGCCGAGCGUGCAGCACUGUCUGUGGAUGGUCUCUAUGCCCCUGAUCUAUCCCCGCCUCGAGACGGCCGAGCAUAUCGCGCAGACUGUUGCUACCGGGAAGAGGGCUGUGACUGGCGCGUAUAAUGUCCUAGGCAAGGUGACUAGCUCAGUUGCGGGCGUAGUUGGGGCGAAGGACUUCGUCGGCUCGGGCUUUGACUCGGUCAAGCGGGCUGUUGGUAAGUCGGGGCUUAUGGGCGGCAUUUUGAGCCCGUUCGGCGAGUUCGAUCUUAUGGAUGAGCUGCGCGAUCAGUGGACGCAUGAGUCAAAGGACCUCGAACGCACCUACCUCAUCCGCACCCUGCAAGGCAUCGCACACCAAAAAUCCCUUCGCAUGACCUUCCUCUCCGGCGCCGUCAACGCCUGCGGCGCCGGCCUCGUGCACGACCCAUCCCAACCCUCCGACCACAAAACAAUGUACCAGCUCAUUGCCUCACCCGUCGUCAACACACCCACCCCCUCCUACGUCCUGAAGCUCCUGCACUCCCACUCCAAGCCCCUCUAUGUCCCCGCAAACGGCCACCGCUCCUCGGCUCAGCCCACCGACACCAAGGAGGACAUGAUGGAGAUCUUCCAGACCGACGUGAACGGCCAGCCCCGCGAGCACAGGAAGCUCAUGGGCCGCCGCAAUUACGUCGCUAUCGUCGCGUAUGAUCCCGACGUUGUCUCAACGCCUGCGUUCGGUCAGCAGAUGCCGUUUGCUGCGCAUCAGGGCAAGCUCAGUCUUGCGGCGGACUUUAUGGUGCAAGGCGAUGGCGCUUAUGCUAACGUUGUCAAGUUUGGGCCGGUUAUUGUGCCUAGUUUGGAGGCUGGGAAGUGA